AUGCAGCCAUCAGAGAUCUUCGUGGGUUCGAUUGACCAGGGUACGACCAGUACCAGGUUUCUGAUCUUCAAUCGCGAAGGGGAACCGGUGGCCUCGCAUCAAGUCGAAUUCCCACAGAUCUAUCCAAAAUCAGGGUGGCAUGAGCAUAACCCACUUGACCUUGUGUCUUCCGUUGAAACAUGCGUUGAACAAGCAGUUAAACAGUUUGAAUCCACUGGAUAUUCUCGCAAUGAUAUCAAAGCUGUUGGGAUUACCAACCAGAGAGAAACUACCGUCGUUUGGGAUUAUGAAACUGGCGAGCCAUUGUGCAAUGCCAUCGUAUGGACGGACACUCGAUCACAAGCGAUUGUCAAAGACUUGAAGGAGAAACCAGGGGCUUCACGAUUACAGCAAAUCUGUGGCCUCCCAUUGUCAACCUAUUCAUCCUCGUCUAAGCUGCUAUGGAUGCUCACGAACGUCCCCAGGGUCAAGGAUGCUUAUGAGCGAGGUACACUAGCUUUUGGUACAGUCGACACAUGGCUCGUGUAUCGUUUGAACGGUGGCCACCAAGCAAAUGUGUUUGUUUCGGACCCUACCAAUGCGUCACGGACUAUGUUCAUGAACCUAGAAACUCUAGAGUACGACAACUCGCUCUUGGACUUCUUUGAUAUUCGAGGAAGAGUUCAUCUACCAAAGAUUGUUCCAUCCUCCGAUACCAAAGCCUAUGGAGCUAUCUCAGAUGGAAUCCUCGCUGGCGUCCCUAUCAUGGGUUGUCUUGGCGAUCAAUCCUCGGCACUUGUAGGUCAAAAAGGGUUCUCACCAGGAAUGGCAAAGAACACAUACGGCACAGGGUGUUUCCUCCUUUACAAUGUUGGCGAAAAGCCUGUUAUUUCCAAACACGGAUUAUUGGCCACAGUAGCCUAUCAUUUUGAUGGAAAACCAGUGUACGCUCUGGAGGGAAGCAUCGCUGUUGGUGGCUCGGGAGUCAAGUUCCUGCAGAACAAUCUCGAGUUCUUCAAGGAAUCCAAAGAAGUUAACGAUUUGGCCCUCACGGUGGAGGAUAACGGAGGAUGCGUUUUUGUUACUGCGUUCAGUGGUCUCUUUGCACCUUAUUGGAUUGACGACGCCAAAGGAACCAUCUUCGGAAUUACACAGUACACGAAAAAAGGCCACAUCGCCAGGGCCACACUUGAAGCGACCUGCUUCCAAACGAAGGCAAUUUUGGACGCGAUGGAAAAAGACAGCGGCCACGCGCUGUCUGAGCUGGCAGUUGACGGAGGAAUGAGUAACUCUGAUCUUGCAAUGCAGACCCAAGCAGACCUGAUCUCCAUUCCGGUCUAUCGCCCUAAGAUGCGAGAGACGACCGCGUUAGGUGCCGCCAUUGCUGCCGGUCUGGCGGUUGGGCUUUGGCGAAAUUUUGCCGAACUGCGCGAUAUCAACCGUGCUGGUGGUGCGGUCUUUGAACCUAGGAUUAGCCGUCAGCAAAGUGCCGAGUCAUUUGCUCUCUGGGAAAAGGCAGUCGAAUCAGAUGUCUCGAGCGAGACCACAGCUCUCCAUCCGUGA
Aspergillus oryzae RIB40 is the source of this 1542-nucleotide messenger RNA. Its product is annotated as glycerol kinase. The record is from RefSeq and is a predicted model, not a curated record. Gene Ontology annotation, biological process: triglyceride metabolic process; glycerol metabolic process; glycerol-3-phosphate biosynthetic process. Gene Ontology annotation, molecular function: glycerol kinase activity. The transcript has 5 exons. Bases 1 to 1542 code for a protein of 513 amino acids. Gene Ontology annotation, cellular component: mitochondrion. Lineage: Eukaryota; Fungi; Ascomycota; Eurotiomycetes; Eurotiales; Aspergillaceae.